AUGGGCUCGUCGACAACUGUCAUCGGAGGGGAGUACUUGGUCCUGGGCAAGAUUGGCGAAGGCUCCUUUGGUGAGGUAUUCCGAGCGACCCAUAUCGCGUCGGGCGUGGACUACGCUAUCAAGCGAGAGCCUAUCGACGUUCCUCACCCUCAGCUGGAGCAUGAAGCCAAGGUGUACGGGAUCCUGGCUGGAGGAGACGGCAUUCCUAAGCUGCGUUGGUUCGGGAAGGAGGGCGUGUAUAACGCCAUGGUCAUUGACCUCUUGGGACCCAACCUAAAGCAAAUCUCACAUCUGAGAUUCAUCCACAGCAGAGGACUCGUCUACCGCGAUGUCAAGCCAGAGAACUUUCUCUUGGACCCUCAUCUGUCGAUCGUCGAUUUUGGCCUGGCUUCCCACUACCGGGAUGCCUCUGGUAAACAUAUCCCGAACCGAGGUAGCACCAAGCACAAGGUCGGCACGGCUCGAUACGCGAGCAUCAAUAUCCAUUGUGGUCGAGAACACACUCGUCGCGAUGACAUCGAGUCGGUCGGAUACAUGCUUCUCGAGUUGAUGAUCGGUACACUGCCCUGGUCUGGGAUCUCUGCAAGAAAUUCGAGGCAGGGUUGGGCCAAAAUGCGAGAGAUCAAGGAGGACAUUGACCUCGAUGAGUUGUGUGAGGGCCUUCCAAGGGGCUUCAUGACCUACAUUGGGUACACCCGCAGUCUGCGCUUUGAUGAAGAACCCGACUACGAGUACCUCCAGAAUCUCUUGCGAUCGUGUGCGGGACCGUGUUCGUGGCCGAACGGACGCUAUGGGUACGGGUACGACUACGACGUCGACGAACACCAAUGCUUCUGCGGCUGCAUGGGAUAG
Gamsiella multidivaricata is the source of this 852-nucleotide messenger RNA. Its product is annotated as kinase-like domain-containing protein. Gene Ontology annotation, cellular component: cytoplasm; nucleus. The record is from RefSeq and is a predicted model, not a curated record. The transcript is spliced from 7 exons. The coding region runs from base 1 to 852 and encodes 283 amino acids. NCBI's taxonomy places the organism in Eukaryota, Fungi, Mortierellomycota, Mortierellomycetes, Mortierellales, Mortierellaceae. Gene Ontology annotation, biological process: endocytosis; signal transduction; peptidyl-serine phosphorylation. Gene Ontology annotation, molecular function: ATP binding; protein serine/threonine kinase activity.